UAGGGAGAAUGGGUAACUGUAGUAUGGAACAGGGGUGCUGUAGAGGGGUGGCGGGGAGAGAAAGGGGUAUUGGAAGGGUGCAGGACUUAUAGUAGUUAAAGUGGUCCAUCCACUCAUAGGCUUCAGACUUUCAGAAAUCAAUCUUCAACUGUAGGCUACAUUACACUUUGACUGUGUAGAUCUUUAGGGUGCAGGUAGCCUGGUGGUUAGAGUGUUGGACUAGUAACAAGAAGGUUGCAAGAUCGAAUCCCUGAGCUGACAAGGUAAAAAUCUGUUGUUCUGCCCCUGAACAAGGCAGUUAACCCACUGUUGUCAUUGGUCUCAAUUAAAAAGCCUGUAGGCAAUGCAAGCAUGGGCAGAGAAGCAAUUAAAUUAACUUCCUAAAUACUGUAUGAUAGGCUAUAGUUUAGGUUCCGACAUUCACUGCAAAAAAUAUUGAUAACACAUUUAUCUGCAAAUCAUCCCACUCCUAAAAGUUAUGUAAAAUGUUGCUCAGGUCAAGUAAGUGUCUGGUCUCCUAUUUUAAUUUGCCUUUCAAACUACGUCUACCCUAUUGGCUGAUGUAGCCAAAUAGAGUCCUAAUACCCAUGUCAUAAUACCCAUAAAACCUAGUGGUCAAACAGGGAAAUGGUUUCAAUUAUUUUUCCACCAUUAAUUUUCCCACAGGGGAUUUUAGAAACAGUUCAAAUAAGGGCUGUGUUUUGUGUAGGCUUACCCUGGUGUGACGUUUUGAUAACCAUGUAAAUCUCUCUCAGACAAGGUGACUUUUAUCAAUAUAUAAUUGGCUCUAUUUACUCUCAGAUUCUAAAAAUGCUAAUUAGCAUCAAAGUAAAAUCAUGCAAAAGUACAAAUCCCUGCAAGCUCCUGCACGUCAUCUCUCGCUGACACCUUUGCUAACAGGUAUUAUGACAAUAUAAAACUUUGCACAAAACAGUUCACAGACUUGUGAAUUUAAAGACAUUUUGGUAAUUUAUUCAUUACUACAUUUAGUUAACAUUAGAAAGUUAAUGCAGAGAUUCUUAUUUUUGCCUCGAUUCAGGAGUCCUCUGUCAGAGUCUAGGUGAUGUGGGUAAUGCGGAGUCAGGCGCAGGACACAGAGAUGAGUAAUAGUAGUAACUUUACUCAAAAAUAAUCUUCCAACAAGGAGAACGAAAAUCCAGAAUCACAUAAACGAGACAACUGACAACAUUAAACACGCACAAAACCAUGAUGGCUCCAGAGGGUUAAAUAGGGAAAUAAUUAAAACGUAAUGGGAACCAGGUGUGUACAAUACAGACAAAACAAAUGGAAAAAGAAAUGUACAUCGGUGGAGGCUAGAAAGCCGUUGACGUCGACCGCCGAACGCUGCCCGAACAAUGAGAGGCACCAACUUUGGCGGAAUGGAGGAUUGGUUGAUUUCUAGUUUUUAAGUAUACGUUUUUUCAAGAUGAUUGACGUUCAACCCAUCGGGUAUCUCGCUUCACCCAUAUGUCAUGUCUUGAAAUAUGCAGACAGACAGAUUAAAGGUCAAUUUACACUUUCUAACUCCGCCCAUAACUUUUGGACUUUAUAGCAUUCCCAGAAGGCCUGGAUUAUUGAGUCAUUGUCAGUUUUACACAUAAGACAUGACUGCGGUUGUGCUGUCGAAUUUGUGAAUUUUGUAGAGUAAAUUCUAUACAUUAGUUUAAACUGGAUUAAGUGUACAUUUUCAUUUCCUGUAAUUUACCUAUCAUAUGAAUAUCCUUUUCUGACUCAAAUAGCAUUCUCUCAAGAUUGCUCUGAUGUCCCAAAAUAUUUCAAAUACAGAUUUCGUGAUAUGAAACUUUUAAAUUAAUUUGAAAAUAGCUACAUUAGCCGGUCCAAAAUGUAUUUUGAAUUCUGUCAUGGAACUUUUUACAUUUCCUAUUACCAAGUCAUUUACCUUUAGUUUUCCAUGUGAACCAAUUUAUCAGUGAAUUCUGAAAAGCUAUUGAAGGAUUGUUCCAUAGAGUUGUGUUUUUAGGGAGUGAUAUUGUUUCUUGUACAAUUAUUUUCUUCCAUAUUGUUAUAAUGUUCUUAACUAUGAAGUUGUUAAUGUUCUUAGAUUUAUCCUUUGAAAAUUGACACGUGAAAAGGUUUUGGGGAUAAGUAUGGCCAUCUUCAAUAUGUACCCAUUGUUCCUCUUUAGUUUAUUUAACUAUAUGUCGCAGGUAAAAGUCCUGGGUGGCGACUUGAUACAAUUUCAAGUCUGGAAGGUGAGAAUCUCUGGAAGUUUAACCUGUGAAACUCUGAGCUGUUGUUUUGGAGCUUAAGUGGUACCCACUCUGUCAAUUGUCAGAAAACUCUGUCAAUCUGUCAGAAAAUACAAAGUAAUACAAAAUACAAAGUACAUAUAAUUCUAAAGCGACAGCACUUGUCUUUUUGCUGGGGAAGUCAUAAGAAUGCCCCCCACCUACAGUCAUAUUUAUAGAGUAUGCAAUGUAGGGCAAGUCACAGAAAGUGCAAAAAUGUUAUAUGCAGGGUCAUCAUACUGUAUUUCUUUUCCAUCAACAUUUAAUGUUACAUUUACAAUACACUCUCAUCCAGAGAAGCUUACAGGAGCAAGUGCAUUGCUCAAGGGCACAUCAACAUAUUUUUCACCUAGUUGUCUCUGAGAUUCAAACCAGUGACCUUUUGAUUCGUGGCCCAACGCUCUUAACCGCUAGGCUACCAGCCGCCCUGAUAUUAUCUUGAAUGCAUCCUCCAUAUGUGCCGCUGAUCUAUCUCACUCAUUUCAAAUGGGGGAAAAUACGUUUUAGAACAUGAAAGGCCUAAUCGCUCGGGUCAUUUUAUGAUGUCAGGCUUGAGAAUCCGUUCAGACAUUUUCGCACAGUGAGGUACUACCCAAACCAGAUCAAACCAGACACUUUUGGUUUCAAGUGGCCAAGUCACGUCAUGGACUAACUGGGAAUCAGACAUGAGAUCUAAUUGCAUCAGUGAAAAGGUUACGACUUCAGCUUUCUCCUCGUAUGUACAUCAUUCCUGUAAAACGAAAAAUGAAGGCAUGACACGUUGCACAAUACAUAUUUGAUUUCAAACCUAGACUUUCAUAUCUCUUAUUCCUCGAGAUGGGGACAAUUUGUGUUUGUAGGACUUAUAGUAUGAAAUCUAAAUAUAUCUAAUGAAGGUAGUUCAGAAUAUACAGUAUGUGUCGCUUAGAGAAUUCUAAAGAGUUUAACAGGUUAACCUAUUUCUUAAGCUAUUUUUGCAUAUUUUGAUCUUGCCUAUGGUGGCAAAAUUGCUAAGACCCGGGGCAGCAAAGCGAGCUGUGUCACAUAUACCUACAAUAAUAUUGCGGGACUGCGGUCGGGUUCGAGACCAGUUCUUGCGGUCGGGUUCGAGACUAGUUCUUGCGGUCGGGUUCGAGACCAGUUCUUGCGGUCGGGUCGAGACCAGUUCUUGCGGCCGGGUUCGAGACCAGUUCUUGCAGCCAGGUUUGGGACCAGUUAUUGCGGCCGGGUUCGGGACCAAUUCUUGCGGUGGGUUCAAGACCAGUUCUUGCGGCCGGGUUCGGGACCAAUUCUUGCGGUGGGUUCAAGACCAGUUCUUGCGGCCGGGUUCGGGGCCAAUUCUUGCGGUGGGUUCAAGACCAGUUCUUGCGGCCGGGUUUGGGACCAGUUCUUGCGGUGGGUUGGAGACCAGUUCUUGCGGUGGAUUGGAGAUCAGUUCUUGCGGUGGGUUGGAGACCAGUUCUUGCGGUGGGUUAGACCAGUUAUUGCGGUGGGUUGGAGACCAGUACUUGCGGUGGUUUGGAGACCAGUUAUUGCGGUGGGUUGGAGACCAGUUCUUGCGGUGGGUUGGAGACCAGUUCUUGCGGUGGGUUAGACCAGGUCUUGUGGUGGGUUGGAGACCAGUUCUUGCGGUGGGUUGGAGACCAGUUCUUGCGGUGGGUUAGACCAGUUAUUGCGGUGGGUUGGAGACCAGUUCUUGCAGGUGGGUUGGAGACCAUUUCUUGCGGUGGGUUGGAGACCAGUUCUUGGAGUGGAUUAGACCAGUUAUUGCGGGAGCAGGUGGGAGUCGGACAAGAAGUCAACAGGAGCAGGCGGGCGCUGUAUUAAAAUCAGUGGGAGCGGGCUGGAGCAGGAUGAAGAAAUCAGUCCCGUGCAGACCUUUAGUCCAACACAGAUGAGCAUUGCAGAUUAUCUGACUGGCAUUUUUGGGCUGUUGUUAUCAGAAGGUUUUGCCAAAUAGAUCUGGUAAGAUCCAAGGAAAAAUGUAAUUGAAUAAAACUUCCAAGUAAAGUAUGGUGUAGAGGACUAUCCAAAUUACUGACCACGUGUUCUGCAGGCUGCAACCCUUUCUUAAGUGUGUUAUUGUAAUGUUUUACACAUUCGAAAGUCUAUCAGUCUGUCACACAAUGUUUUGCAAAUUAGUUGCUGUAUGUGAGGCAUGCUGUGGGAGAGUUUUGGUGAGGCAUUUUGUGUGGCAGAUAAGUGCUGGGGUGCACUGUCUGUGUUCAUCCAAAUAAAUCAGUGUCCUAGACUGUUUAAUCUAGUCAACAAACUCCUUGCGAGUUUCGGUGGUCUUACAGGCUCGUUACAGUAUGUUACCAGAUGGUGGUUGAAAGGUGUGGUGAUUCAUAUUAAAGGUGACUGGAGAGCCAACCUGACCUGUUUAGAACACGCACAGUCGGUCUCUCUCUCUCUCUCUCUCUCUCUCUCUCUCUCUCUCUCUCUCUCUCUCUCUCUCUCUCUCUCUCUCUCUCUCUCUCUCUCUCUCUCUCUCUCUCUCUCUCUCUCUCUCUCUCUCUCUCUCUCUCUCUCUCUCUCUCUCUCUCUCUCUCUCUCUCUAAAUUAGAACAGUCGUCUGUUAAACACUGCCACAUCUUAGUUGUGCUUACUAUGAUGUCCUUUUAAUUCAGUGGUUUAUCCUCACGAGAGAUGUCCGUGUGUGUUUGUUUGGGGUUGGUAUGCUGCCUGUUGCUAGCGGUUGUUAUGAAUACACUGAUAAGCUGUUGUCGUAGUAUCUGAGCUACACCACACACACACACAGGGAGCCUGCCUGAGUUUGUUCCCUUGUCCUGGUAUGACCUCCGCCUUGCCGACACCACAUGGUCAUCUUUAGAGAGGAGAGAGAGAAGAGGGAGUUCUCUCUGAGAAGAGGCUGAGAAAGAGUGGGGAAAGGAAGAGAAGUUGCUGGGAGAGAGUGAAAGAGAGGCUAGAGGAUAGAAAAGGGGAGGAUCUGGGAGAGAUAUAUAUAGAAAUUACAGAGGGAACGAGAGAGAGAGAAAGGGAGGGAGAGUGAGAGAAGAGCUGGGUGUCUACUUGUCAGAGUCAGGGGUGUGUUUCUUCUCCACCCCAAACACACACAACUCCUGCCACUACUUCUGUAUGCCAGGGAGUAGAGAGUUACUGGAGCAGAACCACUGUGGGCUGGUGCUACACUCAUGCAGCAGUAGUCAACCACCUGACUGUGUUUUGGUGUUUCACAAUACUGGGUUGUGUUCAUUAGGGUACGAAACGGAAAAUGUCUGAAAACAUUUUGCAACAGAAAACGUACAUUUGGGUUUAUUGUAAAAGUGCAGGUAGUCCGUCCUUGUUUCAGUCCAUUUUCUUCCGUUUCGUGUCUAAUGAACACAAGCCUGGAAAGUGUGGCAUGGCUUAGGGCUAAUUCUGUCAUGGUUUGUGUACAUUGAGUUAGUUGGAGAAAUCACAGCUUAGGGAAAUCACAGCCCCAAAUCACAGUUUAGGGAAAUCAUAGCCCCAAAUCACAGCUUAGAUAAUAAAAAUACUCUGCAACUCUUGUCUUGUUAUAAAACUGAUACUUUUAAUAUAUAUAUUUUUUAAAGAUUGACGUUUGCUCACAGCGUUAUGACACAGAGUUCAUAAAAAGCUAGCGUAACGUGACUAUAGAGGCUAGGACAAGUGUUUGUAGUUUGAACUCUGAGGUGACUUGGAGGAAUCAUUGGAGCUAUGACUGAUGCCAGACAGACAGGAGUGUGUGCUUUGCAUUACAGUGCAUUACAGUACAUUAAGAUGCUAAAUAAUUAAACCAGUGAUUUGAAUUCAGUCAUAUGUUCUUGUUGUCUCUCAUGCAAUAUCAUAUCAGAGUAAUUGUAUUUUCUGUCUAACUCUGACCCUGUCUACUUCUGUAUGAAUAGAAUACAAUAGAAAACAAUAUAAUACAUGUGUUAGGCCUAAUUUUGUUAAUCAACUUUUACAUAAUGUUGAAUACGCCAUUAAUAAACAUUUUUAAAUAACAUGUUGUUUCCCACACCCAGUUUGUGAGUGGCAUUUAAAGGUUCAAUAUCUCAGACAGACACAGCUCAGUGGACACAUCUAUCUCUUCUUCCUCAGCUCAGCUCCAGUCUGGUGCGUCUACAUUGUCCAGUCCACAGUUUGUGUGUGUCCCCCGUUCGUAGGGGCUAGAGUAAAAGCCCACAUAGGAGCUCCUUUGUUUAGGAGGGACUAGGCAUGGGAGAUCAUUUACAAGCCGCUGACGCCCUCACCCCAUUGGCUGGCGGGGCUCAGUCUGUGUCUGCGAGAGGCAUGCCGUGUGUGCGUGUGUGUGUGUUUACGUGAGUGUGUGUGUAUGUCUGUGUUCGUGUCUGCGGCAACAGCAGUUCUCUACACAGUGUCUCACAGGCAGACAGGCAGGCAGCCUCUCUCUGCUCUGGCGAUGGUAGUGGAGAGCUCAGCUCGCCCUCCUCUCAGAGACGGCUGUUAUAGUAUAGUAUAGCUGCUAUUCUACUAUCUAGAGCUGAGGGGAGCAAAGCAAAGCAAGAUGGCUACCGGUACCUUGUAGGAAUAUAAUGCUACCCAAACUGGAGGUUCUGCCUCUGAGGACAGACAAGGUGGCGUACAAGGACGUGGCCAAAGGAGCGUUAAAGAAACCCGUUUCCACGGUGGUUCCAGAGGGCGUCGCAAUAAAUGGCAGAAGCCCUGUCCAGAUGGUAAAGGAAACCUAUACGGCAGAGGAGGAGUGUCACAUACCUCCCACACACCCCCAGACACACCCUCACACACACCCUCCCCACACCCACACUCUCACCCCAAUCCUAGAUGGCCGACCAGCAGUACUUAUCAAGAGAGAGCCUGGCCUGGAGGACACCAACGAUGCACUUCUUCUACAACACCACUACUCUUCAUCUUUUCACAAUGGUGCUGACGAAAACCUGUCUAAAACCAACGGUGCUCCAGUGUCACCAGGUUCCCAAAAGACUAUAAGACAAUUAGAGUCCCAAAGGACUACAAAAACCACAUACCCCAAAGGCAGCUCUGAGCCCAAUGAUGCACUUCCGGAUGACACCAUGACCGUUCCUCUGAAGAAGAUAAAGUUGGAGGAGUCGUGGGUGUGGUCUACGGAGCAGUCCUCCACCCUACUAGGGGGCAAUGAUAACGAUGUCUAUGUGGACGCUCUGUCCACACUAGCAGCAGUUGUGUGUUUCUCUAUCACAGAUAGGAAGGGGCUGGAGGACAAGCUGUUUAGCUCCCGUUCCCCGGUGCUACACUCGUUAAAAACAGAGCCGGAGGACUUUAAGGUAGACCUACUCCUGAGAAGCACUCCCAUCAGUCCACGGAAAGCUCUUGACAUUAUUGUCAAACGAGAGCAACCCUCUCCAGAUCUCUCUCUGCCAAGCAUCCAGUCGUUGGUGCAAGAGAGGAAUAUUAGCAAUGACCAAGCUAUUGCUAUCGAGGCGCUAACCUUACUGGCAUCUAUCCCCCAAAACCCCCCAGAACCCUUUAGAAUGGACGCACAUGGUCAAAACCCCAUUACAUCUUCCAUGCACUUAUCCAGUAGAAACACCUCUCUCCAGGAUGUCAAACCCCCUACAGGUUUCCUCCCCAACAAAGUUCUAGUCAUCAGCUCCCCUCUGCACCAGACCUCAGUCAUACGCUCCCCUCUGCACCAGACCUCAGUCAUCAGGUCCCCGGUGGCCAGACAGAGUCUUGUCAUCCAGUGUCAUUCCCGUAGUCCCGCAGCCACUGGCAAGCUGUCCCUUCAGGACCUGCUAGAAGCCAGCUCGGACUGUGGCAGACUUCCCUACGACAGCACCGAGAGAGCAGGACAACACCUGUACAGAAGAGCAGACCAAGACCUUGGUUCUCACCAUAACAGGUCCGAAGGCACUUUCAGAAAGCGGAAAGACAUGGAGAGGAAUAGUAAGGAAACAACAGAGAGGAUGGUGGGUAAGAGCGGGAGGAACAGGGAUGAGGAAGAGGUGGCGGCUCAACUGGCCGAGUUGGCAUUCAUCAUCCAAUCACGUCACAAGCAGCAGGGUUUCCAACCCUCCCAGCACUCUGAGAACAACCCUCCCAGAGGAACGCCAGUCUCGGCCAUCAAGUACAACUACAAUUCCCAGCAUGCACCACCCAACAACAAGAAAAUCCCUGUGAGGAAACCAAGUUCCACACCUUCCAAACCUAGGAAGAAGAAGGGGAUGGAAGGGGUUGAAGAGGAGGGCUACAACCCCAACAACAAGAUCCCCAUGUCCAAAAGGACACCGAAUGGCAAGACCCCCCACAGAGCCAGGGUCCAGAAGGUUCUGCCCCAGCCGAAGACAUUGUCGCUCAGCCACAAGAGGAGCCUGUUCCUGCCUCAGACUCAAAUGGAUCUAAAGAGAUACCUGGCUGAGGCUCAGGAGGAACAACGGCAGCUCUUUUACUACAGCAACAGCCACAGUGGGGUCAAAUACCACAAAACCUCUGGAGCCGUCAAUCGUGGUCAAGGUUAUGGUCAUGACAACCAACAGUGGUCGCAUUUGAACGGUCACCACAGUGGUCCUCUGAACGGUCACCUGGACCCUUUACAAGGACAAGGAGUUGGACAGGGACAUGAGUGUGAAAGACGAUUGUAUUCUCAGGUAUCGCAGCCCUACGUUUGGCAGCAGCACGGUGCUAACCUAAAGGCUAGCUCCACCAACCCCAGUUUCACCAGUUUAGACUCUAACAACCACAGAACUGGGUUGAACCAUAGUUUACCCAACGGCUACUCCUCUGGGGGUCAACGGCAGGGGUAUUACAAGGUGGAGAGGUCUGGUCCGGUCACCAUCUUGUCCACGUCAACUGAUGGCGCUUCGGACCUAUCAGAGGUGUUGACGCCAACCAAACACAACGUAAACAGCUUCCUGGAAUCACCCCUCAUAUUCCUGGACACGCCCACUAAGAACCUGCUCAACACCCCCUCUAAGAAACUCUCUGAGAUCCCCUCCUGUGGCUGCAUGGAGCAAAUCAUAGAGAAGGAGGAGGGUCCGUACUACACUCAUCUUGGUGCUGGACCCAGUGUGUCAGCCGUCAGAGAGAUGAUGGAGAACAGGUAUGGAGAGAAAGGGAAGGCAGUAAGGCUGGAGGUGGUGGUGUACACUGGGAAAGAAGGACGCAGUUCCCAGGGUUGUCCCAUCGCCAAGUGGGUGAUCCGUCGGGGCAGUGAGGAGGAGAAGCUGCUGUGUCUGGUGAGACACCGGGCAGGGCACCGCUGUGAGAGUGCCGUGGUGGUGAUCCUCAUCCUGGCAUGGGAGGGCAUCCCCCGGGGCAUGGCAGACAGUCUGUAUCAAGAACUCACUCAGACCCUCUGUAAAUACGGCUCCCCCACCAGUCGACGCUGCGCCCUCAACGAGGAUCGGACGUGUGCGUGCCAGGGUUUAGACCCAGACACUUGUGGCGCCUCGUUCUCCUUCGGCUGCUCCUGGAGUAUGUACUUCAACGGCUGCAAGUUCGCCCGCAGCAAGAUCCCCCGAAAGUACCGCCUGCUGGGAGAUAUGCCACAGGAGGAGGAGAAGCUGGAGAAUCGGCUGCAGAACCUGGCUACAGACCUGGGUCCUGUCUACCAGAGACUGGCCCCGGAGGCUUUCCAAAACCAGGUGGAUCAGGAGCAGGCGGGCCAGGACUGCAGGCUGGGUCGGAGGGCGGGCCGACCUUUCUCCGGGGUCACGGCGUGUGUGGAUUUCUGUGCCCAUGCUCACAAAGACACACACAACAUGAACAAUGGCAGCACUGUGGUUUGCACUUUAACCAAGGAGGACAACCGUGCGGUGCGUAACGUCCCUGAGGACGAACAGCUCCACGUCCUGCCCCUUUAUAAGAUCUCACAGAGGGAUGAGUUUGGCAGUGCCAAUGGCCAGUGGGCCAAGAUCCAGACUGGGGCCCUGCAGGUGCUCUCAGCCUUCCCCAGAGAGGUGCGUCUGCUGGCUGAGCCGGUGAAAUCAGCCCGUAAGAGGAAGCAGGAGGCCAAGCUGAAGGCCCAGGCUGACAAACAAGCUGCAGCUCAGGACAGGAAGCCUGGACAGAGUCCACUAACCCCGGGCAAGGUCAAGACUGCCAACAAAGGUUUGAAAAGUGCUUCUUCAGCAGAUCAGUCCCCCUUGUUCAAAAGAGAGCCUCAGUCCUUCAGCUCUUACAGACCAGGAAAUGUGGGUGCGUAUGUACCAGACUCUAACUCCCCUAGCGCUUACAACCACAGCACCCCCACCUACCCCACUCCUCCUGGAAGAUCAACACCAGGGAUGGAGUCUCUUUCCCCCCAUCGCCCCGGCCUGCCUGCCCCCCAGUACAGAGGGCCACCAGGGACCCAGAGCAAUGGUUCCCCGUUCCAUUACAAGACAAUGGAAGAGGCUGUGGCUGUGAAUGGUUACUCCCCAGGACUCAGCAGAAAGCAGCUGGUGGACCCUGACACAUGUCGGACCCCCCCAGGAAUGCCCCGGGGUGGCGACUACUCCCCCAGGAUUUUUAAAACGGAGCCGAACAAGGUGCACUGCUCCCCUCUCCUCAGACCCCCUCACAGCCACAGCACUCCUCCUCCCUCCUCCUCCACCCACACCCACGAGGGCCUCCACAGCAGACUCAAUGGGCUCCUCAGGGCGAAGGCGGAGCUGGGAGUCAAGGACGGGGUUAGAGGUCAUGUAGGUCAUGUUAUUCCUCACAGUGCCCCCCAUCCUCCUCAUCAGGCCCCUUCCCCUCUCUUCCCCAACCCAAAAGAGGUCAAACAGGAACAGGAAGAGGUGUGGUCGGACAGCGAGCACAACUUCCUGGACAGUGAUAUCGGCGGGGUGGCAGUGGCUCCCUCCCACGGUUCCAUCCUGAUCGAAUGCGCCCGCCGAGAGCUCCAUGCCACCACACCCAUCCUCCGGCCCGACCGCAGCCACCCCACCCGCAUCUCCCUGGUCUUCUACCAGCACAAGUCCCUCAAUGAGCCCGACCACGGCCUGCACAUGUGGGAGGCCAAGAAGGCCCGGAGGGAGCGGGAGAGAGAGGAGGAGGCUGAGAGGCUGGGGAUGGGCCUAGACCUGGAAGAGGUUAGCCCGGUCAAGGGGAAGAGGGGGAAUGGGGCCGGCAGUGAGAGUGUGGAGCCUGAGGAGGAGGUAGAGGAGGAGGACCCGGAGGAGAAGAAGGGUGUGUUGACAGUUCCUACCCGGAAGUCGGUGACUGUCCCGCGGGAUGGGGUGGUCACUGUUUCCCCUUAUGCUCUGACACAGGUCACGGGCCCUUACAACCGCUGGACAUGAGAUGAUACUGUUAUGUACACACACAGACACAUACAACAAAUACAUUUGAACACACACCACCCUGUGCUACUGCCUUACCUCAAUCAACAUUACACUUCUAGUCUCGUUAUGUGUUAUUUCAUUGUGUUACUUUUUCUAAUGUAUGUCUGUUUAUUUUUAUUUCUCUUUGUCUCUGCUUUCAAAGUGAUGAGGAAGACUAUAAUUUGUGGGGUUUUAACUGUGAGUUUUGGUAUUUGAUGAUAAAACAUUUUGAUCUGGUUUUUCAUGUAAAGAGAUGGUGCUCAGAACCAAUUUUUUUAACUGGUUUUAUAUAGGAAUUGAUUAAGAAGAACAAACAAGAUGUGAUUAUUUAUUCUGAUUAUUUUUGUACUUUUUUUGGUGCAAGGCUAUUUACUGCAAUUUUACUGUCAACCAGCAUUUUACACUAGUAAACACUCAUGUUAAGUCUCUGAGGUCUUUGUUUCAACCAACCAAGAGACUCUUUUCACAAGAUGAGUUUUAUCAAUGAUUGAUUUAUACAAUGGUGCCAUUUGUAGCAGCAACUUUUGAUAAACAGACCACAUAUUACACAGUAUGUAGUUUUAUGUGAAAAUAAUGAACACAUGUAGCAUGGUGCUUUUCCUUCCCUUCCCUGUUCCUCUAUUAGUGGUCAUGAAGGAACAGUACUUCCCCAUUCCUCUAUUAGUGGUCAUGAAGGAACAGUACUUCCCCAUUCCUCUAUUAGUGGUCAUGAAGGAACAGUACUUCCCCAUUCCUCUAUUAGUGGUCAUGAAGGAACAGUACUUCCCCAUUCCUCUAUUAGUGGUCAUGAAGGAACAGUACUUCCCCAUUCCUCUAUUAGUGGUCAUGAAGGAACAGUACUUCCCCAUUCCUCUAGUAGUGGUCAUGAAGGAACAGUACUUCCCCAUUCCUCUAUUAGUGGUCAUGAAGGAACAGUACUUCCCCAUUCCUCUAUUAGUGGUCAUGAAGGAACAGUACUUCCCCAUUCCUCUAUUAGUGGUCAUGAAGGAACAGUACUUCCCCAUUCCUCUGUUAGUGGUCAUGAAGGAACAGUACUUCCCCAUUCCUCUAUUAGUGGUCAUGAAGGAACAGUACUUCCCCAUUCCUCUGUUAGUGGUCAUGAAGGAACAGUACUUCCCCAUUCCUCUAUUAGUGGUCAUGAAGGAACAGUACUUCCCAAUUCCUCUAUUAGUGGUCAUGAAGGAACAGUACUUCCCCAUUCCUCUAUUAGUGGUCAUGAAGGAACAGUACUUCCCCAUUCCUCUAUUAGUGGUCAUGAAGGAACUGUACUUCCCCAUUCCUCUAUUAGUGGUCAUGAAGGAACUGUACUUCCCCAUUCCUCUAUUAGUGGUCAUGAAGGAACAGUACUUCCCCAUUCCUCUAUUAGUGGUCAUGAAGGAACAGUACUUCCCCGUUCCUCUAUUAGUGGUCAUGAAGGAACAGUACUUCCCCAUUCCUCUAUUAGUGGUCAUGAAGGAACAGUACUUCCCCAUUCCUCUAUUAGUGGUCAUGAAGGAACUGUACUUCCCCAUUCCUCUAUUCAUGGUCAUGAAGGAACAGUACUUCCCCAUUCCUCUAUUAGUGGUCAUGAAGGAACUGUACUUCCCCAUUCCUCUAUUAGUGGUCAUGAAGGAACUGUACUUCCCCAUUCCUCUAUUAGUGGUCAUGAAGGAACAGUACUUCCCCAUUCCUCUAUUAGUGGUCAUGAAGGAACAGUACUUCCCCGUUCCUCUAUUAGUGGUCAUGAAGGAACAGUACUUCCCUGUUCCUCUAUUAGUGGUCAUGAAGGAACUGUACUUCCCCAUUCCUCUAUUAGUGGUCAUGAAGGAACAGUACUUCCCCAUUCCUCUAUUAGUGGUCAUGAAGGAACUGUACUUCCCCAUUCCUCUAUUAGUGGUCAUGAAGGAACAGUACUUCCCUGUUCCUCUAUUAGUGGUCAUGAAGGAACAGUACUUCCCCAUUCCUCUAUUAGUGGUCAUGAAGGAACAGUACUUCCCCAUUCCUCUAUUAGUGAUCAUGAAGGAACAGUACUUCCCUGUUCCUCUAUUAGUGGUCAUGAAGGAACAGUACUUCCCCAUUCCUCUAUUAGUGGUCAUGAAGGAACAGUACUUCCCCAUUCCUCUAUUAGUGGUCAUGAAGGAACAGUACUUCCCUGUUCCUCUAUUAGUGGUCAUGAAGGAACAGUACUUCCCCAUUCCUCUAUUAGUGGUCAUGAAGGAACAGUACUUCCCCAUUCCUCUAUUAGUGGUCAUGAAGGAACAGUAAUACCUUCGUUUUUGUUUUUGUCUGGAUAGAUUUAGUCUUUUUUUUCAGUGUACAUGUAUGAUGACAUAUUGAAAAAGCACUUUUUUAUUUUUCAUAACUUGAAAAAGGUCCUGUUCCAAUAUGUAUAGAUUGAGAGAUAUAUCAGACAGCUCGUGUGAAACCUCUUCUCCUCUUUAUUCAGUAGUUCUGUGUGUAUUUGUUGUUGUUUUUCGUUGUUGUAGAAUGAUAAAUUACAUAUCAGUCUCACACAAAACCAAGCUUACUAAGCAAUUAUGAAAUGCUGCAUAUAAAGAUUGUGUCAGAUUACGGUGCUUAUUAUUGUCAACCGCACUUGAUUUAUAUGAAUCUGGAUAAUCAUGUUUGUUCACUGUCUGGACUGAGUGUUUUAAAUAGGACAUGUUUUUAUACAGACAUAGCUAAAAAGACCACAUAAAACCUGUUGAAAUGGUGACUAUAUUACUGUAUAUUUGUUACUGGUGCUAACAAGAUCUGUACCCUCUUUUUAACUGACUCGGGCAUUGAUGGACAGUUAUGUUUUUCCAUAUGCUGGGUAUAAAUACAUUAUACAAGUGGAUACCAAACCAAUCAAACCCCUUUGUUGUUUCUCAUUGCCUCCUCUUCAAUUUUUGGGAGACGCUGCUGACAAAAUAACACACUCCUCAGAUCGUUGCAUCUCCUCAGAUCGUUGCAUCGUCAUAAAUUGUAGGCUUAUCACGUAUUGAGUCAGACUGUAGACCUCUACAGAUUAUAAACCUUCUUCUGAUAGGGGCAACCAUUUUGAGUAUUAAUUCAUGCUCAUAUUAGUCAAUCAUAACCAUGUAAUAAUAGGCCCAUUCACUAAUACUCAGUGCUUUGCUGGGGUAGGAGCGAACCGGAGCUGAAUACUGCCACCUCAAAUGUUAUACAGCUUGAGCUCCUGUUCCUCUUAUAGACUAUUAGCUCAAAAGUAUUGUGGAGCUCCUACAGAAUACAUAUCAACAGUACCGGCACCCAAAAGGGGUACCGACACCUAGUGCAGUCCAAGUCAUGCACUGCUACUAAUGUAAUCGAUUAGGCAUCUGUUGCAUUGAUCUGUCUUAACAUGUGCUGAAUAUAAAUCAGCUCAACGCAGAUAAAGAUUUCACUGGUGCUUUCAUUUUACUAAUACACAGAGCUGGAAAUGUUUGAUUGUUUGGUUUUUGUCAUCUUAUUUUUCUGAUGUUUUUCUCUUUGUUUCUCAGGUGGGAGUGAGGUUGUUAAUUUACCCAGGCUUCAACCCAACUAGGGCAUUACCCAGGUUUCAACCCAACUAGGGCAUUACCCAGGCUUCAACCCAACUAGGGCAUUACCCAGGUUUCAACCCAACUAGGGCAUUACCCAGGCUUCAACCCAACUAGGGCAUUACCCAGGUUUCAACCCAACUAGGGCAUUACCCAGGCUUCAACCCAACUAGGGCAUUACCCAGGUUUCAACCCAACUAGGGCAUUACCCAGGCUUCAACCCAACUAGGGCAUUACCCAGGUUUCAACCCAACUAGGGCAUUACCCAGGUUUCAACCCAACUAGGGCAUUACCCAGGCUUCAACCCAACUAGGGCGGACACAGUCUCCUAAAAAACGCUGUCUUCCAAUAGUGUCUUUAACAGAUUCACAAAGUCAAACCAUAUACUUAGACCUUUUCUCUGAGAUAAGUAUGUUGACACAUAGAUUGAAUACAUUUUAUACAAGUAGAAAGGUAUAUACAGUACAUAUAUAGUCUAUUGCAUUAUAUUGAAUGUAGGCCAUUGCAAGUUACUGAUGUGGUAGAAAACAGUCACUUUAAAAUAUUUACACCUUUACAUAAGACAGUUUGUAAGAAAAAAUAUGAUCUUGUAAACUUUUGUAAUUGCUUCACUUGAAGAUUUCUCGGAUCUUCCUUUAUGUGUGACUUGAAAAAUGUAACUUACAUCAAGAAGGAAAAACUAGCACCAGCAUUUAAAACUCAAGGUUUUUAUUGGAAUAAAACUAUAUAAAUACACAUCAUGUGAAACGGACUGUUUUUACUGUACUAUUCAUGGUUUGUAGAUAACGAGCCGUCUUGCUAUUUUGAAACUGAUCUCCAAAAUGACUGUAUUUAACUGUGUAUAUCAAUUUGACAGACUUUUAAAAAAAUACUAAAUUCAGCAUUCCUAUCAAAGGCUGCCGUCUGGUGAUUUUGAAAUAAAGAUGUAUUUAUAUUUUGGA
Messenger RNA from Oncorhynchus keta (chum salmon), 15902 nucleotides. RefSeq names its product methylcytosine dioxygenase TET1. The coding region runs from base 6749 to 11437 and encodes 1562 amino acids. Gene Ontology annotation, cellular component: nucleus. The record is from RefSeq and is a predicted model, not a curated record. Gene Ontology annotation, biological process: positive regulation of transcription by RNA polymerase II; oxidative demethylation. Gene Ontology annotation, molecular function: DNA 5-methylcytosine dioxygenase activity; zinc ion binding; DNA binding. The transcript has 11 exons. NCBI's taxonomy places the organism in Eukaryota, Metazoa, Chordata, Actinopteri, Salmoniformes, Salmonidae.